Messenger RNA from Cuscuta epithymum, 3183 nucleotides. NCBI's taxonomy places the organism in Eukaryota, Viridiplantae, Streptophyta, Magnoliopsida, Solanales, Convolvulaceae. The record is from the annotation of a GenBank genome assembly.
GCCAAGUUCAUUGGUCGAGGCAGAGUUCCAGCUUCAGUGAAGAUGUCAUCUAAGAAAGAUGAGGGAGGUUACUUUAUUUGGUCAGAUGAAACUGUUGCAAUUUUUAAUAAAAUAUGCAUUCAGUUCAUUCUUAAGAAUGGGAGGGGACAACAGUUUAGGUGGAAGGAGAUGCAAGCCUUAUUCGAGGAGAGAACCAAAAGGAAAUGUUCUUUUAAAAGUUUGAAAAAUAAGUUUGACUUUAUGAAAAAAGAUUGGCGAUUGUGGAAGUCAUUGAAACGUGAUGACACUGGAUUGGGUUGGAAUGCAGUCAUUGGUACGUUGGAUUGUUCUGAUGAGUGGUGGAGUAAAAAAAUUAAGGAAAAGGCAGAAGUAAAGAAGUUCAAGAAUAAAGGAAUUCCAAAGAACAUUGAAGAACAAUGGGAUCAAAUAUUUGGGGACUCCGUAGCAACUGGAGUAGAGUGCGUGGCUCCAACUGCUACAAUUGUGGAGAACAACAAUCAAGAAAAUCAUCAAGUCACCGUCAACUUGGAGGAUAACCGUGAUCCUUAUGAGGUGUAUAAGAGUUACCAUGACGAACUAGAUCUGGGUAAUUUUUUUCAGGACUUUAUGCAAGAGGCUAGUGGAAAUGUUCCUUCUGUUACUACAGUUACCACUGGUGAAGAUGCAAAGACCAGUGCCACUAGUAAGAAGCGCAAACUAAGGCAGUCUAUGGGAUCAGUGAAACUUAGUGAAAAUUUAGAGAGGGGGAAUACAUGUUUUCAAGCAAUUGAGCGUCUCUUGACUAAAAAAGAGAAGGUUGUUGAUGAUUCUGUAAGUGUUGGUGAUGUCAUGGAAAUUAUGACUAGAAUGGCUGAUAAUGGCGGGCUUGUGAGGAGUGGAGACUUAUGGUUUCACAGCAUUUGUAUUCUGGAGAAUCCUACUAGAAGACAAUUCUUCAUAAACUUUAAAGAUGACGAUGAAAGGCUCAACUGGUUGAAGUUUAUGCACGCAAAAGGAAUGGUUUAAAUACCAAGUCAUACAUUUAGGAUACAAAUUUAAUUUUUUUAGAUUGGAUAUUUAAUUUCAAUUUUUAUUUGUUGAGACUUGAGAUUGAAGUGAUUUUAAUUUUUAUAUGUUGAGACUUGAGAUUGAAGUGAUUUUAAAAUUUAUAUGAUGAGACUUGAUAUUGAAGUGAUUUGUUUUCAUUCAUUUGUUUAUUUAUAGGGAUAUAAUGAGUCACGAUGAAGAUGAUGAGUUUAUGCUUCUUAUUAUGGCCGGGAUUAGUAUUCAUGAUAGAAAUGAUUUUAUUGCAUCCCAUUAUUACAAACAUAUGUACAAGGAGCCUUGCAUGGCAUCAGCUUUAAGUGGGGAGGCUUGGAUGCAAGAGGUGCUGAAUGGUCAUCCUAUUCGUUGUGUUAAUGCCUUUAGGAUGUCACCAGAUUUAUUCGCACGCCUAUGUAAGGAUUUGCAAUCAAAAUAUGAUUUAACAUCAAGUGACAAAAUCACAAUUGAAGAAAAAGUAGGUAUAUUUAUAUACACUCUAGCUUUGGGUCUUUCAAAUCGAGAUGUAGCUGAGAGGUUCCAAAGAUCUGGAGAUACCGUAAGUCGGGCAUUUCAUGAUGUCUUAGAAUCCGUCACAGGUAGGAGUAAGGGAUAUAAGGGACUUGCACGUGAUAUGAUUGCACCAAUCGAUCGGGCCUUCCCGUAUAUCCCUUAUCAUAUUUUAAAGGAUAAAAGAUAUAUGCCAUAUUUCAAGGAUUGCAUUGGGUGUAUCGAUGGAACACACGUAGCAGUAAAGGAACAACUGCGUUAUAGAGGAAGAAAAGGUAUCCCGACAUUUAAUGUUAUGGCUGUGUGUGAUUUCAACAUGUGUUUUACAUUUCUAUCAGUAGGGUGGGAGGGAUCGGCUCAUGAUACACGUGUAUUCCUUCAUGCUAUAGAGACUCCGUCGUUGAACUUUCCACAUCCACCUGAAGGUAGAUAUUACUUGGUGGAUAAAGGCUAUCCGGAUCGAAAAGGAUAUCUUGUUCCUUAUCCCAAGCUACGAUACCACUUGGAGCAAUUUGAAAAUGAAGCACCAACAAAUGCUCAAGAAGCUUUCAAUCGCUCACACUCAUCUCUUCGUAGUUGCAUAGAGCGUUCUUUUGGGGUUUUGAAAAAGAGGUGGAAGAUCUUAUCAAGAAUGCCUAUGUUUAGCGUUAAAACGCAGAUAGAUGUUAUUAUGGCAACAUUUGCUUUGCACAACUAUAUUCGCAAAUUCUCUAGCGAUGACAUGAUUUUUGAGGUUCUCGAGCGCCAUCCAGACUUCAUACCACGUGAUGAUCUUGCUGACAUUCAGAACUCAAGUUCAAGUGCCAUCAAUUCACAAACAGAAAGCUGCACUGAGAUGAAGGAACAUCGCAACAGUAUAGCGUCCUUGAUAUGGGCUAACAGAAAUUAAAUUUUUUCGCUCUUAUUAGUCAAUUAUGAUGAUGUUCAUGUUUACAUAAUUAUUUAUUACAAGUAUUUCCUACUUAAAUGUUGAUUUUAUGGGUUUUUAUUUUGUAUGGUAUACACGAUUCACGAAUGUUGUGGUUUUCUUAGAAUUCAGUGCACUAUGUUGUGUUUGUGUGUGUAUGUUGUGUUGUGUAGUACUACCCCGUCUCACUAACAUUGGGACAUGAGUAUUAUACUCCGUAUUAUACUACCUCCGUUCUCUUUUAGUUGCAACAUUGGAUUUUUUGCACUAUUCACAUCUUCUACUUUGACUACAUUUUAUUAAUUGAUAUAAAAUAAAUUAAAAUUUUAAAAAUAUUGUUAAAUUCUUCACAUUCUAAAAUUUCAAAAUAUGAUUUUUUUUUUAAAAUUUUUUACUAAUAAGGAAUGAAAGAUAUUAAUGGUCAAAAAUGUGUGUUGGCAAACAUGAAAUGUUGACUGUUGCAAUUAAAAAAGAACGGAGAAGUAUUAUAUUAUAUUAUAUUAUAUUAUAUUAUAUCGUAUCGUAUCGUAUCGUAUCGUAUCGUAUCGUAUCGUAUCGUAUCGUAUCGUAUCGUAUCGUAUCGUAUCGUAUCGUAUCGUAUCGCAUCGCAUCGCAUCGCAUCGCAUCGCAUCGCAUCGCAUCGCAUCGCAUCGCAUCGCAUCGCAUCGCAUCGCAUCGCAUCGCAUCGCAUCGCAUCGCAUCGCAUCGCAUCGCAUCGCAUCGCAUCGCAUCGCAUCGCAUCGCAU